This is a messenger RNA of Serendipita indica DSM 11827, 1638 nucleotides long. NCBI's taxonomy places the organism in Eukaryota, Fungi, Basidiomycota, Agaricomycetes, Sebacinales, Serendipitaceae. The record is from the annotation of a GenBank genome assembly.
AUGUCUUCGAAUAAGCAGCUCAAUGUUCUCAUAGUGGGAAUGGGUAUCGCUGGUCCCGUAAUGGCAGCUGCUCUGCGCAAGACUACAGACUAUCGCAUCACCAUUGUCGAUGGUGGGCCAGAAGACGCGCGUGCGCCCAUAGGUGGCGCUGUUGGGCUCGGUCCGAAUGGUCUCAAGGCUCUGAAGUUCAUAGGUGCUGAUAAUAUCGUCACCAAACGAGGCGGAAAGCUGGGAAUAGUAACGGUUAAGAGGGGAGACAGCGACAGUCUGUUGAUUCAAGAGCGACUGGGAGAUCUAUUCGAAGAGAAGUUUGGAUAUACGAUUUACUCCAUCGAACGCCAAAAACUCUGUGAUGGUCUGCGAGAAUUAAUCAAGGAUCGAGGCGUCGAUAUACGCUACAAUCUCAAAAUCAGCAGAAUUGAGGAAUCUGAAAACGCCGUGACAGCACAUUUCCGCAGUGGCGAACACAUCACUGCCGACUUGGUGAUCGCAUGUGAUGGCCUCCACUCCGUGGCGCGCCAAUACGUAACAGGAGAAAAUGUACAGCCGAACUUCACUGGAGCAAGCGUAGUUGUUGGCAUUUCAAAAUUGACCGCUGAAGAGGAGGCUACGAUAAUUCGUGGGGGAAAUAUGUUCCUGGGCUACGGUGCUUUCUUUGGUGCCUUUCCUAGCGAUGAAGACCACACGUGGGCGUGGUUCAACGGCUUUCCAAGCAAUGAUCCCGCUGGAGGCGAAGCAGAGUGGACAAAAGGAAACAGCAGUUUAGAAGAAUGCAAGAAGAUAUGCGAGAAUAAGAUUCAGGGUUGGGAGGCAUCUUUACCUUCCCUCUUGAUCUCAAAAGCCGUCCGGGCGGUCCCUCUUGGUAUUUACGACCGCCCCCCUCUACCCACCUGGCAUCGCGGACGGGUUGUGCUAUGUGGUGACGCUGCACAUCCGACUACUCCGAUCGGUGGACAAGGAUCUCAAAUGGCCAUUGAAAGUGCAGUUAUCCUUGCGCGCCUCCUCGCGGCAAAUGGUCCCUCGGACGCAACGUUUAGCAAGUUUGCCUCGAUUCGUCGCUCACGCACAGACAGAGUGACUGCUAGCUCGCGACGAGGCUUGUCUGCACUCGCGAAUAACAGCAUCUUACAGGUUAUACGUGACAUAGUAUACUGCAAUACGAGUGAUCCAAUUCUCCUCACUGGGUCAAAAAUGUCGUCGGACAGCGAUCCAUUCUACUUUCGUUACUACACGGGCCACUCUGGCAAGCACGGUCACGAGUUUCUCGAGUUUGAAUACUCGCAUGGUCGCCUCCGAUACGCGAACAACUCGAACUAUCGCAACGAUUCGCUCAUCCGUAAAGAAAUGUUCAUUGGCCCCCUGGUAGUCAAAGAGCUAAAGCGAAUUGUUGAGACGAGUGAAAUCGUCAAGGAAGAUGACUCAAACUGGCCCAAACCAAACAUCGUAGGCAAACAGGAGCUCGAAAUUCGUAUCGGCAACGACCAUAUUUCCUUCCACACUGCCAAGAUUGGAUCAUUGAUGGACGUUUCAGAGAGCGAGGACCCAGAAGGAUUACGCGUGUUUUACUAUCUUGUCCAGGACGUCAAAUGCUUGGUCUUCUCCCUCAUUUCUCUUCACUUCAAGAUCAAGCCCAUCUAA